AUGUCAGCCUCAGUAAUACCCGGCCCCGACGAGGAAGAGCGGCCGUCAUGCUCGUGCUGCGGACCGCUCACGUCGUUAAUCCAGCCCGUGGACCUGUCUGAGAUGGAAGACCGUGGCCACGGUUUUCUUCAGAAUGUAUUCUGUCUUCCGCCGCCGUUUGGCCCCCUCCUCUUUGACAACGAGACGAGUGACUGUCGCGAUCACUGUGCCAACGAGCGAACCUUCCUCUCCUACCUCCGUCUCUCCAUGUACAUGUCCAUCGUCGCCGUGGCCAUCGUAUUAUCCUUCCACCUGCGCAAGACCGCCACCGAAGUCGAACUGCGCAUGGCCCGCCCGCUGGGCGCUAUCUUCUGGGCGUUAUCCGUCAGCUGUCUUGGUGUAGGUAUUGCGAAUUACACAAAAACCGUCAAUAAAUACAGCCGUAGGGCUGCCAUUGUGCAAAGUGGAUGGAAAACGCAAUUCGUCAUGGGCGCGAUAGCUACGUGUAUUGUCGGAUCGUGUAUAACGUUACUCGUGGUCAACAAGUUGACCGAGCGAGCGGAUGAAUAA
Molecule: messenger RNA, 549 nt
Organism: Dichotomopilus funicola
Lineage: Eukaryota; Fungi; Ascomycota; Sordariomycetes; Sordariales; Chaetomiaceae
Exons: 5
Coding region: 1-549 (182 amino acids)
Source: RefSeq, a predicted model, not a curated record